ACAUCCGUCUGCACAACAGCAUCUGAACAAGUGAAGAGGCGGCGGCUGACUAGAAGAGUGAGAAAGUGAGCAGCAGCAGCUAGCAAGCUUACUUUACACUUGUUCCUUAAUUAGCACACUCCUGCCGGCCAGUCGGCCACUACUACUACCUCGUCGGGAGGCAGAGGAGCCGGGCAACACUUCCUCGGAGCGGUAGAGCUGCUGAGCGAGCUUCAGGGACGGAGGCAUGGGUCUUAGGCCAGUCCGUUGCUUGGCAUCUCUUCUCCUCCUUGUUCUCUUCUGCCAUGCUGCAGGGAGAGGAAGCGAGCAGAGAGCAGAGGAUGCAACUGGCAUGACGAAGCUGGGGCGGGCCGACGAUGCGCCGGAGCGGGACGUGACCUCGCCGCUUGCCACCGUCCCAGUGGUGAACCCCACAGUCACAAAUCCAACGGCGAUGCCCACCGCGACGCCGGCAACGCAGACGCCGUCGCUAGCGAACCCGGUGGCCGGCGGUGGCGGGAGCUGGUGCGUGGCGAGCCCCGGCGCGAGCACCACGGCGCUGCAGGUGGCGCUGGACUACGCGUGCGGGCAGGGCGGCGCGGACUGCUCGGCCAUCCAGCCCGGCGCGAGCUGCUCCAACCCAGACACCGUCCGCGACCACGCGUCCUACGCCUUCAACAGCUACUACCAGAAGAACCCCGUCCAGACAAGCUGCGACUUCGGCGGCACCGCCGUCCUCACCAGCACCGAUCCAAGUACCUCGACGUGCCGGUAUUCAGCAACCAGCACCGGUGCUUCGGUUCUGAACACGACGACUCCGCUGACGCCGACGUUUGGGUCUCCCGGCUACGGGAAUUCUCCCCCUGCUGGAUUCGGAAACUCUCCUCCGCUCUACGGGUCCAUGUCGCCCCCGGACUACGGUGACAACACCAGUGGCGCCGCAGCGGCGAUGCCCGGCAUCAAGCAGAAAGCCCUGUCGCUGACGACGUGCCUCCUGAUCGCAACACUAUCACUGAACGUCUGAACCUGCACAGGUCGCAAGGAUCAAGUCGCAGCACUGCUUUUGUGCACGGUCAGUUGCGGUUGAGGCGCCGUGCAAGUACGCUGCAGGAAGAGCAGAGGCGGAUCACUGCCUCCCUUUUUAGCCGAUGUGUAUCGAUAGAUACAUCAUAGAUAGUAAACAUUGUACUGGAAAGUGUAACAGACAUUGAGCUCCUCGUCAUUUGUAUCCCUUACGCUUCA
Phragmites australis (common reed) is the source of this 1221-nucleotide messenger RNA. Its product is annotated as PLASMODESMATA CALLOSE-BINDING PROTEIN 2-like. The record is from RefSeq and is a predicted model, not a curated record. The transcript is spliced from 4 exons. NCBI's taxonomy places the organism in Eukaryota, Viridiplantae, Streptophyta, Magnoliopsida, Poales, Poaceae. The coding region runs from base 227 to 1003 and encodes 258 amino acids.